Molecule: messenger RNA, 1107 nt
Organism: Aspergillus luchuensis
Lineage: Eukaryota; Fungi; Ascomycota; Eurotiomycetes; Eurotiales; Aspergillaceae
Product: glycoside hydrolase family 28 protein
Exons: 3
Coding region: 1-1107 (368 amino acids)
Biological process (GO): pectin catabolic process
Cellular component (GO): extracellular region
Molecular function (GO): polygalacturonase activity
Source: RefSeq, a predicted model, not a curated record
AUGCACUCCUACCAGCUUCUUGGCCUGGCCGCUGUCGGCUCCCUCGUCUCUGCCGCUCCCGCUCCUUCUCGCGUCUCUGAGUUCGCUAAGAAGGCCUCUACCUGCACUUUCACCUCUGCCUCUGAGGCCAGCGAGAGCAUCUCCAGCUGCUCCGAUGUUGUCCUGAGCGGAAUCGAGGUCCCCGCUGGCGAGACCCUCGACCUGUCCGACGCUGCUGAUGGCUCCACCAUCACCUUCGAGGGUACCACUUCUUUCGGCUACAAGGAAUGGAAGGGUCCUCUGAUCCGCUUCGGUGGUAAGGACCUGACCGUCACCAUGGCUGACGGCGCUGUCAUCGACGGUGACGGUUCUCGCUGGUGGGACAGCAAGGGCACCAACGGUGGCAAGACCAAGCCCAAGUUCAUGUACAUCCACGAUGUUGAGGACUCCACCUUUAAGGGCAUCAACGUCAAGAACACUCCCGUCCAGGCCAUCAGUGUCCAGGCUACCAACGUCCACCUGAAUGACUUCACCAUCGACAACUCCGACGGUGAUGACAACGGUGGCCACAACACCGAUGGUUUCGACAUCAGCGAGUCCACCGGUGUCUACAUCAGCGGUGCUACCGUCAAGAACCAGGACGACUGCAUUGCCAUCAACUCUGGCGAGAGCAUCUCUUUCACCGGCGGUACCUGCUCCGGUGGCCACGGUCUCUCCAUCGGAUCCGUCGGUGGCCGUGAUGACAACACCGUCAAGAACGUGACCAUCUCCGACUCCACCGUCAGCGACUCUGCCAACGGUGUCCGCAUCAAGACCAUCUACAAGGAGACCGGUGAUGUCAGCGAGAUCACCUACUCCAACAUCCAGCUCUCCGGUAUCACCAAGUACGGUAUCGUCAUCGAGCAGGACUACGAGAACGGCUCUCCCACCGGCACCCCCUCCACUGGUAUCCCCAUCACCGAUGUCACCGUUGACGGUAUCACCGGUACUCUUGAGGACGAUGCCACCCAGGUCUACAUCCUCUGCGGUGACGGCUCUUGCUCCGACUGGACCUGGUCCGGUGUUGACCUCUCCGGUGGAAAGGCCAGCGAUGACUGCGAGAACGUUCCUUCCAGUGCUUCUUGCUAA